AUGGGUUGGCGUCUAACCGACUUAUUCUCCACGUCAGACUCGUCGUCAUCCGCCACGUCACGCUCUCAGCAAACCGCCAGCAACGUGUCCUCGUCGCCCUCCGCCGCUUACGUGUCAUCCACACCGUCAGCAGUCCCAUCAGCAGCCGCGCCUGCGGUUCCUGGAGGGGCGGUACCCGCACCGACAUCUCGAGCCGCGUCUGGAGCCACGUCUCAAGCCGCAGGGGUUAGAUAUGGGGUCGCAUCUGGUGGCGCUGUGCUGCAAUUCGUAUACGCCAUUGCGGUGGUGGAUAGAAUUGCGUACACCAUGUUGGUUGUGCGUAGAGCUCUGGGAUUCGCCAGGGGUUUCCCGCUGCUGAUCCUCUUCGCCCACGUGGCAGCGCUGCUGCUUGCCACGUGGAUGGGCGUGUGGACGUUCGGAGUGUCAGGGAUCAUGGCGCAGGACCAAGCGAAGCUGGAACGAUGGUGGAUAUUACUGCUCUUCGCGAUGAGCAUAUUCUGGACGGCGGCGGUUGUCUGCAACAUGGUGCACGUGGUGACAGCUGGCGUGAUGUCAGCGUGGUUCGCCGCCAGCUCAGCAGAGCAGAACGCCAGCUCAGCAGCAGCGGGCGAGGCGGCUUCCGCAGCGGAGGAGGGACGGGGAGGUGCGGCGGUGCCACCUCAGCAGUUCCAGUUGGCGCCAGGGCGUGUCACUCUGGAGGCCACGUGGCAUGCUCUGAUUGGCCUUGGGAGCAUUUGCUACGGAUCGCUUUUCAGCCCUCCGAUUCGCGUGAUGCGAUGGAUGAUCCGGGGCGUGCGAGCGUGGUGCAUAGCCAACGAGUGCUUCUUCUUUAUCAUCAACCUCGCAUUCAACUUCAUCGAGGCUCUCACGCGGGCCUUCAAUGCUUUCGGCUUUGUCACGCUGGCAAUGUAUGGGAGGAGUUUCAACCGGUCAUCCGUCGAUGCAUGGGAGCUGUUUCAGUCGACAGGCGUGGAGGCAGUGAUAGCAUACGACCUCUCAGGAGCAGUGCUGCUGAUGGCUGUGAUGCUGGCGGCGAUGGUGGCAGGGACGGCAGCGGGCGUGUGGGGAUGGUUCGUGGCUCAAGAGCUGGUGGUGGUGAUUGGAGCGAUGGGGAUCGUCACAGGAGCAGCAAUGGCGGGUGUGGUGCUAUCGGUGGUGGAGGGAGCAGUCACAGCGACCUACGUCACAGUAGCAGAGGACCCCACUCUGAUUGGCUGCGUCGACGCCGAGUUUGCCGCCCAGUUACUCGACACGCUACACCAGCGGUUACAGCACCGCAGUGGCAAGCCGCUGCCGCCCAGCCUGGCUUCAGAUGGUCUUGUUGGGGGGGUGCCGGCAACAUGA
Closterium sp. Naga37s-1 is the source of this 1344-nucleotide messenger RNA. NCBI's taxonomy places the organism in Eukaryota, Viridiplantae, Streptophyta, Zygnematophyceae, Desmidiales, Closteriaceae. The record is from the annotation of a GenBank genome assembly.